AUGGAUAAUCAUGUUUCUACCUAUUUUUUCACCCUGGUCGACAAUAAGGACAAUGAAAGGGUUAAAUCCAUAAAACCUAUCAAUGUAGAAUCUGUGCACAAGAUAUGCUCCGGUCAAGUGGUGCUUAGUUUAGCAGUAGCAGUGAAAGAACUAGUCGAAAACUCGCUAGAUGCUGGGGCCACAAAUAUAGACAUACGAUUUAAAAAUCACGGAAUAGAUCUGAUAGAGGUGGCUGACAAUGGGUCUGGAGUUACAGAAGAUAAUUUUGCAGCGUUAACCUUAAAAUACCAUACUUCUAAACUAAACGAGUACUCAGACUUACUGGGAGUCUCCAGUUUCGGAUUCAGAGGAGAGGCAUUAAGUUCCUUAUGUGCACUGGCUAACCUCACCAUUGUCACCAGGCACAAAAGUUCUGAUCAUGCAACAAAGUUGGAGUAUGAUCAUAAAGGAAAUAUUGUAAAGAAGACUCUUUGUUCUCGUCAAGUUGGAACCACAGUCAGUUUAUCUAAUUUAUUUGCUUCACUACCAGUCAGACAGAAGGAGUUUCACAAGAAUGCUAAAAGGGAAUUCAAUAAAAUGACUCAGCUGCUAUAUGCAUAUUGUCUUAUCUCAUUAGGAGUAAAAAUAACUUGUACUAACCAAACAAGUUCCAAUUCUAAAAGUUCAGUGGUUGCCACACAGGGAUCAGCUUCCUACAAGGACAACAUAGCUUGUGUAUUUGGAACAAAACAAUUGCAAUCCAUCCUAGAAAUCAAGCCUGAGCAGGUUUCAAAUAUUAAGGACAAUAUUUUCAAAGGACUUUCAGGAAUGUUCAAGAGUGAAGAGAGUGUUGUACUUGAAGAUGUUGAGAUCAAUCUGUCAGAAGAAUCUAAUGAUGCUGAUGAAUCAUGUAUUGAGAGCUCACAAGAAGCUCUAACCUGCUCUCAAAAAUCACAGGGCUAUAAAAAUGUAACUGACCCUGUAGAAUUCACAGGCUUCAUAUCAUCUUGUGCCCAUGGUAGUGGUCGCUCAAGCACUGACAGACAGUUUUUCUAUGUCAAUUCAAGACCUUGUGAACCAACAAAAAUUAUGAAAGUUGUCAAUGAAACUUACAGACAGUAUAACCCACAUCAGUACCCCUUUGUGUUUCUAAACAUGACCUUAGAUAGAAUGUCUGUUGAUGUAAAUGUAACACCAGACAAAAGAAAACUGUUCCUCACUAAAGAGAAGAUAAUUUUGGAUGUUAUGAAAGCAUCUUUAUUAAAACUGUUUGAAGCCAUACCAAGAACUUUAAAAAUAGAACCAAAUGCUAAUCUUUAUAGCCAAAAAACUGAAAAUGUUAAACCUGAAACAGACCAGCCUAGAAUUUUCAACUCCUUCAUGCAACGUUUUUCUAAGAAUCCUGUGGUAACUGUUCAGUCAGGAACUAGUAGCAAAGCAGAAACAAGACUAGUAGAUUUAAAGAGAAAAUCAACUACAAUGUUGGAUUUUAUAUCUUCCAAAACAAGCAAAUUAAAUGAUGAUGAUUACAUUGGCUCUGAACAAGCACAAGAUGAUUCUAAAUCUGAGAGUAUUCUAAUAGAAGUACCCGAUUCUGAUAAGUCAGUAGAAGAACAUAAUGAAACUAUGAAAAAUGAAAAUACCAUUGAUGAUUCAGUAGAAACACUCAAUGAAAGAAAUAAUACAGAUCCUUCGAAUGAUAGUAAUGAAUUAAAUCCUGAUAACACAACAAAAAACAUCAUGUAUUUAGAAGACUCUGAUAAUGUGCCAAAUACACAAAUUAGAAAAUUAACUGAUGUGAUUGAAAAAUCACACACGUAUCAUUGCAAUAAUAAAGACUUGACAAAAAAGAAUAAUGUUUCUUUGAAUUUCGAACAAAAAGACAAGCAAAAGAAACCAAAAAUUGUAGUUACAGAUAAGGAAGACUUAGGUAAAUGUAAUAGAAAAACUGUGAUUCUAAAAACAUCUCUUGCUCAUGUAAAAGCAUUAGCAGAAAUUAAUAAUAAGCAAAGUAAUAUGGUUGCACCAGAAAGAAUAAAAUUCAAAACUACUAUUAACCCUGUUUUUAAUAAGAAAUGUGAAGAAGAACUUAGCAAAGAAAUAUCCCAAGAUUCAUUUAAAAAGAUGAUUGUUGUUGGUCAAUUCAAUUUAGGGUUCAUAAUCACUCAAUUAGAAGAUGAUCUGUUCAUUAUUGAUCAGCAUGCAACUGAUGAGAUUUAUAAUUUUGAAACAUUGCAGAAAACUACAGAGCUUACAAGUCAAAAACUAGUCAUACCGCAACAACUUGAACUAACCGGUGUGAACGAACAAAUACUAAUGGACAACUUGGAAAUUUUCAAAAAGAAUGGGUUCACGUUUGAAAUAAAUGAAAAUGAUCCUCCAACAAAAAGAGUUAAACUCUUGACUAUUCCUAUGUCAAAAAACUGGAUAUUUGGGAAAGAAGAUAUUGAAGAAUUACUAUUUAUGCUAAGGGAAUCGUCAUCAGAGUACUGUAGGCCAAGCAGAGUGAGAGCAAUGUUUGCAUCUCGAGCGUGCCGCAAAUCAGUCAUGAUAGGCACAGCGCUGAGCAAAGCUGAUAUGAAAGUGCUUGUAGACCACAUGACAGAAAUUGACAACCCUUGGAACUGUCCUCAUGGCAGACCUACCAUACGCCACUUGGUGAAUUUAGCUAUGGUGCAUAAAAGCUUAUAGUUUUAUAUUUUAUCAACAAAUCAUCAUUAAUCAUGGCUGUUAUUAUGUAAUAUGUUAAAAAAUAAAUAGACGUUUUAUGU
Molecule: messenger RNA, 2750 nt
Organism: Leguminivora glycinivorella
Lineage: Eukaryota; Metazoa; Arthropoda; Insecta; Lepidoptera; Tortricidae
Gene: Pms2
Product: mismatch repair endonuclease PMS2
Biological process (GO): mismatch repair
Cellular component (GO): MutLalpha complex
Molecular function (GO): ATP-dependent DNA damage sensor activity; ATP hydrolysis activity; ATP binding
Source: RefSeq, a predicted model, not a curated record